Messenger RNA from Artibeus jamaicensis (Jamaican fruit-eating bat), 4741 nucleotides. It is a transcript of the gene TCOF1, whose product is annotated as treacle ribosome biogenesis factor 1. Gene Ontology annotation, molecular function: protein binding. The transcript is spliced from 27 exons. The record is from RefSeq and is a predicted model, not a curated record. The coding region runs from base 53 to 4291 and encodes 1412 amino acids. Lineage: Eukaryota; Metazoa; Chordata; Mammalia; Chiroptera; Phyllostomidae.
CGGUGACUGUCGGGGGGCGUGCAAGUGAACCGGCUGGCCGCAGGUCGCGGGCAUGGCUGAGGCCAGGAAGCGGCGGGAGUUGCUUCCCCUGAUCUACCAGCAUCUGUUGAAGGCCGGCUAUGUGCGCGCGGCGCGGGAAGUGAAGGAGCAGAGCGGCCAGAGAAGUUUCCCGACUCAGCCUGUAACCCUCCUGGACAUCUAUACGCACUGGCAACAAACCUCGGAGGUUGGCCGGAAGCGGAAGGCAGAGGAAGAUGCAGCAUUGCAGGCCAAGAAGGCCCGUGUGUCAGACCCCAUUAGCAGUUCCGAGAGCUCAGAGAGCUCGGAAGAGGAGGUGGAGGCAGAAGCUGAAACUGCCAAAGGUGCCCCAGUUGUGGGAGCGGUGUUACCCUCACGCGUGAAAGAAAAGGCCAAGGCAACGACCAAGACAGCCAACAGGACAGUGAACUCCACACCACACCCUGCCCCUGGGCAGGCCCACCUCCUCUCUGGGAAGUCACCCAAAAUGUCAUCAGGGCCCUCAGCAAAUACCGUCCUGGACUCAGAAAUCAAGUCGCUGGGCAGUGUCUCAGCCCUCAGAACCACCGCCAAGCCUGGAAUGGCGUCAUCAGGCCAGGCAGCCAGCUCCAGUGAGGACACCUCCAGCUCCAGCGAUGAGACGGACUUGGAGGUAAAACCGUCAGUAAACCCACCACAGGUCAAAGCCUCGCCAGCCCCUGCCAAGGCGUCUCUGGGGAAAAAAGCAGCCACCACCCCUGGGAAGGCAGGGAAUGUGAUACCCCAAGUCAGCAGAGGUGCCCUGGCCCCAGCCAGCAGGGCCAUAAAGGCCGAGAAGGACUCGGAGAGCAGGGAGGAGGAAUCUGAGAGUGAGGAGGAGGCCCCCGUGGGGACACCCAGCCAGGUGAAGGCCUUGGGAAAAAUUGUCCAGGUCAGAGCUGCCUUAGCUCCUGCCAAGGGGACCUUUGGGAAAGGGGCCACCCCAGCAACCCCUGAGAAGGCAGGGCCUGCAGCUGCACAGGCCAAAGCAGGGAGGCCAGAGGAGGACUCGGAGAGCAGCAGUGAGGAGUCAGACAGUGAGGAGGAGGCACCAGCUGCCAAGACUCCUCUUCAGGUGAAGCCCUCAGGGAAAACGCCCCAGGUCAGAGCUGCCUCAGCCCCCACCAAGGACUCCCCCAGGAAGGUGGCUGUCCCUGCACCCCCUGAGAAGGCAGGGCCUGCAGCUGCACAGGCCAAGGCAGGGAGGCCAGAGGAGGACUCGGAGAGCAGCAGUGAGGAGUCGGACAGUGAGGAGGAGGCACCAGCAGCGGCAGUGCCUGUAACCUCAAACCUGGCUCAGGCAAAGCCCUCAGGGUUUAAAAAUGCACAGGGCAGAGCCACCUCAGCCACAGGACCCCCAGGGAAAGGUGCUGCCCCAGCACCCUCUGGGAAGGCAGGGCCUGCAGCCACCUCGGCCCAGGCCUGGAAGCAGGAGCAGGACUCAGAGAGCAGCAGUGAGGAGGAGUCAGACAGCGAUGAGGAGGCCCCAGUAGCUGUGGCCUCGGCCCAGGCAAAGUCAUCUGGGAAAGUUCUCCAGGUCGUACCUGCCUCCGGUCCCACCAAGGGGCCUCCUCAGAAAGCAGGGCCUAAAGCCACCCAGGUCAAGGUCAAAAAGGCCAAGGAAGACUUGAAGAGCAUCAAGGAAGAAUCAGACAGUGAGGAGGAGGUGUCUGCAGCCAUGACUCCGGCCCAGGCAAAACCGGCUAUGAAAACUCACACCAAGGUCCUUCCAAGGAAGGGAACACCCGUUACCCCUGCGGCUGCCAGCGCCCCCAGGAAAGCAGGAACAGCAACUUCACCAGCCGUCACGUCGUCCAAAGCUGUGGCCAGGGGCACCCAGAGGCCAGAGGAGGAGUCUUCAAGCAGUGACGAAUCAGAGAGUGAGGAAGAGACAGCGUCUGUCACAGCUGGGGGACAGGCCGAGCCUGCGAGGAAAAGCCUCCCGGCAAAAGCUGCCUCAGCAUCCACCAAAGGGCCCUCAGGGAAAGGGACCGCCCAGGUCCUCCCUGGGAAGGCAGGGUCUGCGGCGGCCCAGGUCGAUGCCAAGACGCACGAGGACUCAGAGAGCAGUGAGGAAGAAUCAGACAGUGAGGAGGCUUCCUUGGCUCCGGCACAGGCGGAGGCCUCAGUGAAAGCCCCUCAGACCAAAGCCAGCCCAGCUUCCGCCAGAGUGGCUUCAGCUAAAGGGGCAGCAUCAACUUCUGGGAAGGUGGUCACUGAGGCUGCUCAAGCCACACAGGGCUCCCCAGCCAAGGUAAAGCUGCCAGCGAGGACAGCCCAGAGCCACAGUGCCGUCUCGGCGAGGGGCCAGGCCUCAGGGCCGGCGGAAGAUGACUCAGAGAGCAGUGAGGAGGAGACAGACGUCGAGGGCGUGGCGCCCACUCAGGCAAAGCCCUCAGGGAAGACUACCCAGGUCAAGACCACCUUAGGCCCCACCAAGCAGUCCCCCAGGAAAGGGGCUGACCCGAUACCCCCCGGGAAGACAGGACCCACGGCCGCCCAGGCCAGGAAGGAGGAGGAGGAGGAGAGCAGCAGCGAGGGGUCGGACAGCAACGGGGAGGCAGCUGUGACACUGGCUCAGAAGGAGAGUAACUCCAAAACUGCCAGAAGCAAGGCGCUGGCCCCAGGACCCCCAGAGAAGAACCCUGAGGGGCCCUCAGAGAGCAGUGACGAGGAGCUGCCGGUGAGCCAGGUGAUUAAAACCCCUCUGAUUUUUGUCGACCCUAAUCGUAGUCCAGCUGGCCAGGCUGCAGGCGCCCCGAGGAAGGCCCAGGCCUCGGAGAGCACGGCCAGGAGCUCCUCCUCCGAGAGCGAGGACGAGGACGUGAUCCCCGCCACCCAGUGCUUGACUCCCGCUGGUAGAACCCACAUGGCGAGCAUGCCUACGGCCCAGCCAAGGGCCACCCUCAGAGCCAGUGCUGGGGCUGGCAGCAGUGAGGUGUCCGGUCAGGUGACAGAAGGCAAGAAGCAGAAGGCACCUGCCACCCAGGUGACAAAGAGGAACCUGGCUAACCUCCCGCUGACCCAGGCCGCCCUGAAGGUCCUUGUACAGAAAGCCAGUGGGGCUCAGCCUCCUGCCGCCAAAGCCCCGUCUUCAAGUGGGGUUGACAGUGCUCUGGCAACAGUCCCUGUGGCGAGUCCCCAGAGCACCCCUGCGAAAGCCAGCAAACUAAGAAAACCCAAGGUUCCUGCGGUCCAGCCGGCCACAGCCCCUCCCUUGGGACACCCCAAAGCCAAGGCCUCUGGGACCUCAGAUGACAGCAACAGCAGCUCUUCAGGGAGCGAGGAGGAUGCUGAGGGGCCCCAGGUGGCCCUGUUGACCCACAGGCUGGCAGGUCCGGCGCCCCCCAGGAAUGAGACCUUGGUGGAGGAGACCACAGCGGAGUCCAGCGAGGAGGAGGUGGUCGCGCCCUCCCAGUCUCUCCUCUCAGGUUACGUGACCCCUGGGCUGACCCCAGCCGAUUCCCAGGCUGCAAAGGCCCCUCCCAAGCCAGACUGCAAUCCCCCGGUUUCCUCUCCUCGGGCCUCCAGUGAUGCCCCAGACGGCAAGCGGGGAAUAGGGCCACAACAAGCAGCAGACACCAUGUCCCCUAAAACAGGCAGAAGAGAGCCUGGCGCCACGCCUCUGAAGCCCGGGAAGGGAGCCGGGAGCCUAGACGCCUCAAUGCUGGCCCUGCAAAGUGACAUUACCCGGCGCCUCCUGAGUGAGCCCUUGCCCCUGAGUGAGGCCCAGGUCCAGGCCUCGGUGGCGAAGGUCCUGGCAGAGCUGCUGGAGCAGGAGAGGAAGAAGGCCACAGAUGCCACCAAGGAGAGCAGCAAGAAGAGUCACAAGCGGAAGGUGUCAGGAGACCAGGCCACUGCCAGCGCCCCCAAGAGCAAGAAGAAAAAACUGCUGGUGGCCAGGGAAGGCAGGGAGGGUGCCGUUUGCUCAGAAAAGGCCCCCAGGACUACCAAGGGGAAACCUAAGAGACACACAGCAAGUGGUGACAGUAAGGAGCAGAAGGAAAAGGAGGCUCUCGGCUCCCCAAGGGCCAAGAACACGGCAGAAGGGGAGCCGGAGGUGGUGAAGGUUGAGGGCGGAGACCAAGCCAACCCAAAGAACAAGAAGGAGAAAAAAAAAUCUGACAAGAAAAAGAAAGAUAAGGAAAAAAAGGAAAAGAAGAAGAAAGCCAAAAAGGCCUCGACCAAAGAUCCUGACUCACAGUUACAGAAGAAAAAGAAGAAAAAGAGGAAGACGGCACAGCAGACUCUCUGAGGGGCACAAGGGGGCAGAAGACCGCUCGCCACAGUGUUUGCGCUGGCCCAGCCCCUGAGCCCUGCAGAGGCUGGUCCAAGGAGGAGGAGGAAGAGGAAGAGGAGGGAGUGCACUGGGUUCCGUGACCUCCACUCACUGACCCUGCACUGACUUCUGUCCUGGCACAGGACACUUCGUACAGAUGUGUACAGUGUGUGUGUAUAUAUAUACAUAUACAUAUAUACAUAUAUAUUUUUGUAAGUGACCUGCCCCUCCCACCUCUGACCCAGAACACCCAGAGGCCUCAGGACCUGCCACCUCUUUCCCCUACAGACUCGGUGAGGCCCAACCUGCUGCUCCUUCCAUGUCCCUGGUCCCCAGCUGAUGCUGAGGAUUUGUCCUUUGUCAGUUUUGUCCGUUUUGUGCUUUUGUAAGAACUCAUAAAAUAAAAGACCUAAAGGAAAAGUGAAA